AUGGAAAGUGAUAAAAUCUCUGAAGCGUCUUCAUUUUUUACUUUUGGAGAUAUUAAAAGACGUGUGAAGGAGAAGAAGAAUGGUGCUCUAAAAAUUACAAAGCUAAAUACGUCUUUUGCAUCUAAAAUCAAAACUAAGAUAAUAAACAACUCCUCGUUGUAUAAGGCUUCUCUGAAACACAAUAAUAAGGCAUUGGCCAUGGCCCUCAGUGCAGAGAAAGAAAAUUCUCGGAGGCUGAAAAAUGUAAACCUGUUAUUACAAGAAGAAGUGGAUGAGCUGCACUUGCAGAACGUCUUACUUUGCCAAAAGUUAAAUUGUCUGAAUAAAACCCUCAUUGAAAUAGAAGCAUUCCUGAAUAAUAACCUUUUAUCUGCAAUUGAAUUGAGCACCAUUUCUGAGCAUGUUCCCAAACUUCUAAAACCUGUAGCAUUGGAAGGAGACCAAUGCAACAGUUUUGGUCAUCAGUCUGAGACUUCUGGCCACUAUAUUAGAUCUAUUGGGCAACUUGAGAGUGCUCCUUAUAUUACAGAACAUGAUGGAAAAAAGCAAAAUAACAUAUCUGUAUGUGAAGUAGAUGAACUUAUUAAACAGAUACCUGUACCAUCAAAAGAAAUUGCAGCAGAUCAAAUCAAUAUUGAGUUACUAGUUUCUGAGAAAAUGCCAAAACCAAGUGAAGGUAAUAAAAUGGAAACUGUAUUUAUCUCAAAUACAUUUUCAGAAGAAAAUCAGUUAUGUGUGGAGGAAGUAUCUAGUAAUACCUUCAUGUCAGAUCUUGAUAAUGUAUCUUCUGUAGAAGCAAUUAAAAGACAUUCAAAGGCACAUCAUAGUCCACUUCCAUUCCAUGGAUAUGUGACUGAAAGGAAGAAACAAGGGAUAUCUUGCAUAUCAAAUGCUCAAACUAUUAUCAACAAUUUUAAUACAAAAAUAGACCCAAAAAGCAUGUUGAACUGUGGCACUGGCAAAGUCUGCAUGGCUAAUGAGAUAGGUAACCAGAUAGCCCUGAAUAGUGUUUCGCACACUGAAUCAUCUCCCCAAUCUAGCAAUGAGCUUGCUCACAUAAAUAAGGUACGUUUUAUAAAUGAUCAACAGUCAGAAGAAACUCUAUAUGAUGCUGACAUGGAACUGACUGCUAGUGAACUAGGAGAGAUACUCAUAAUUAAAUCAAAAGCCAAAGAAAAGAAUGCUAAUAUAGUUAAAGCUGAUGAAAUAUCAGCAAAUUUGAGAAAAGUGAAAUAUUCAAAUACAGAAAAACAGAUAAAAAAUAAAUGCAACAAUAAACCUAGAAAAAGUAAUGAAAAGGUUCCAAGUAACAGAAAGGUUAAAAACCUCAGAAGUAUUGAAUCUAAAAAAAAUCUACCACAAAGAAAAGAAUUGUUUCAAAGAAAUUUUCAGGUAACAAAAUUGAAGGACACCAGUGAACACAAUGUUGUAGAAGAUUCCAGGAACAGGAACAAGGAUGACAGACAGAUGUAUCCAGUAGACCUAAAGUGUCAGCUACAAACUACUAAUAUUUUACAAACAGAAAAAAUUAAAGAUAUAAUUUCUGAAACCGUAGACAAUUCAGGCAACCAGGCUCCAGAACAAGGCUUUAUAGAAAGUGAUAUCUCUGAUGUAACGGCUACAAAAAAGGAUUUAGACAUAAGUGAGGAUACUUAUCCUGUUGCUUCCAAAAUCAAUAAAUCAAAUUACUAUGAAAUGGGAAAUGGGCAGUAUAUAAGAAGAAAUUUGAAUGGAAUUAGAUCACAUGAAUGCAUAUCUGAUAGCCAGAAAAAACAAGGUCAGAAGGCCAAUAUAAAAAGCGGAUAUAACAAUAGAGAAGUUACUUGCCAGUACAGUUCAAUAGAGAGAUCUAGUCAUGUUUUAGUUGCUCCAAAAACAGUUCAAAUGAAUGAAGAGUUUUCACAUGGUGAUAAAAGGAAAAUUUUUGCAAAAGCUAGCCGGAAGACAUAUAUUAUAUACCCAAACUCACUUAAUGAGAAAAAAUCUUCUGUGGAACAAGAAUUACAAGAUGAAAAUAUUGCACAUAGUGAUAUCCACACGACAACUGAAAACAUACAAAGACAUUUUGAUGUUCAGAAUGUUACAACUUCAUGCUCUGUAAAGGAAGCUGAAUGUUUUGCUGAAAUAUUUCCAAAAAAGGUAGAUUCAAAGACAUGCAGAAAGACCUAUGUUGUUUGUUCAUGUGAUCAAGAUAAAAGCAUAGACGAAGUUAUUCCUGAGGAUAUUGAAACAACCACUGGGUUCUGUAAAAUUCCAAAAAAUGUUCCAAUUCUGAAGAACUCUCAAAUUUUACCAAACAAUUAUCAAGAAAAAAAUGACUGUGUUUCUAAAGGGAAGGUGAACAGAAUUUGUGAAGACUCUUGCAACAGAACACCAGUACCAGACACUGGUAUUAAACCUCUCCAAGAACUGACAAAUAUCAGGAUACAAUCCCUUCCAAAACCCAAAAAAGAUUUAGAAGAAAAUUUCACACCACCGAUUAGGCGCAGGCGAACAACAGUUUGCUACAAAGAACCCAACAUCAAAAGCAAAUUGAGGCGAGGAGAGGAGUCCACAGAUAAAGGGUUUUGUAAUUCUCCAAUCUCCAAAGUAAAAAAUAAGCAAAAUUUUAAAAGUAAAUCAAGAUUAAUCUAA
Messenger RNA from Elgaria multicarinata webbii, 2634 nucleotides. RefSeq names its product shugoshin 2 (gene SGO2). The coding region runs from base 1 to 2634 and encodes 877 amino acids. The record is from RefSeq and is a predicted model, not a curated record. The transcript is spliced from 9 exons. Gene Ontology annotation, cellular component: chromosome, centromeric region; nucleus; kinetochore. Gene Ontology annotation, biological process: meiotic sister chromatid cohesion; meiotic chromosome segregation. Lineage: Eukaryota; Metazoa; Chordata; Lepidosauria; Squamata; Anguidae.